AUUGCUCCCACUUCUGUUUGUAUCCUCACAGCCUAUGUCGGACCCAUGUGGGGCUGCGCCAUUCAAGCUUCUUCAGCCAUUGGACCUGUAAGAAGACCGUUGGUGCCCUAACACCUUUUUCACACUCUGCUUCUCGGCUUCUCUGUAAAAGACCAGCACCGGCGACAGCGACGGAUCAAGAACGAUGCUCAUCGAAGAGUCUCACGUCGACGUGCCCACCAAGGCGGGUGGGAACAUGAGAAUCUUCAUCUUCCACCCGAAGAUCGACGGCUAUCCGAAGGCCAAGUUUCCGGGCGUGGUUGUGUUCAGCGAGAUCUACCAAGUCACCGGCCCGGUCGCACGCUUCGCGCGCCAGAUCGCGUCUCACGGGUACAUAUGCGCCGCUCCAAGCAGCUACCACGAGUUCACGGGCCCGGAACCGCUGGCGUACGACGUUCCCGGCACGGACCAAGGCAACGCGUGGAAGAUCGAGAAGAAGCUCGAGGCUUACGACGAGGACGCGACCCUGUCCGUCGACCACCUGCUCUCCAUGCCGACGUGCACCGGCGCCAUUGGCGCCACGGGCAUGUGUCUCGGCGGCCACCUGGCGUACCGGUGCGCGCUGGACGCCCGCGUCAAGGGCGCGGUCUGCUACUUCGCGACGGACAUCCACUCGCACAGCCUGGGGCUCGGAAAGAACGACGACUCCCUGCGGCGCGCGGGCGACAUCAAGGGCGAGCUCGUCAUGAUCUUCGGCAAGAAGGACACGCACGUCCCGCCGGCGGGACGGGAUCUGAUCCGCAAGACGCUGAACGACGCCGGCGUCUGCUUCACCUGGUACGAGGUUGCGCACGCCCAGCAUGCCUUCAUCCGGGACGAGCUGAGCAAGGGGAGGUACGACCCGGCCAUUGCGGGCAUCUGCUUCCAGAUGCUGCUUGAGCUGUUUGGGCGUGUCUUGCGAUCUGAUCUGGGGCCAAGUUCCGUUGCUGGAGAGCCCGAGCACGUUUGCUGACCGACGGAGCCUCGUGGGUCCGCAGCUGUAGGAGCGAUGGAGCAUGCAUCUCUCCCUGCACUUUGGUGCGAGAGCCAGUAUGUUCAUUUGUCUGCUGCCGAGGAAUGAACGUGAGAUGGGGGAAGUGAUUGAACCAAGGGGCGAACGCUCAAAGAUGACGCCGAGAGCUCAUGGAAGAUCAUACAUCAGCGAAAAAAAAAGAUAUGAGAAAGAACGGAAAGGAUAAUGCGUAGCAUGUUGUUUCAAGAACGUGCAAAAGAGUUCCUGGUAGCACCGUGGGAUGGUGCCACAAAUUGAGGACGCCACGUGAGCACUUUGGCGAAGCAGUAGUAUAAGAAAUUCAUAUAUCGAUUUCAAAAACGCCUCUGAAUGCGUUAUCACGCCUGCCCAGCUCUGAUUUGUGGCUGUGACCGGUGAACUACUACAAUCUCUUGUAACAAAGAAAACCGAAGAACAAAGUUCGUUUAAAUAGGUCACACCAUUAGAGAAGAAAUUAGCAGAC
This is a messenger RNA of Verruconis gallopava, 1493 nucleotides long. RefSeq lists its product as uncharacterized. The transcript is spliced from 3 exons. Gene Ontology annotation, molecular function: hydrolase activity. The record is from RefSeq and is a predicted model, not a curated record. Lineage: Eukaryota; Fungi; Ascomycota; Dothideomycetes; Venturiales; Sympoventuriaceae. The coding region runs from base 185 to 991 and encodes 268 amino acids.